AUGGUAUUAAUAUUCGCACGCGCUUCGUUUCUUGAUAAUGUGUGUUCGGGGUGUAAGGAUAAAGCUUUCUGUAUGAGGGUUCUUGGAUCAGAUCCUCGUUCACCAAAUGCCGGCUACGACGAGUUGGCUGGGAUUGCCAUAGAAUUGGCAUCCGCUAGUGCCACAGCGACGCGACCCAAGAUUUUGUCGCUCUUGCGUUCCGCAAAAGAUCCUCAACUUAUAAGCAAUUUCCAAACGUGUAAUGAAAACUACGGAAAUGCUCUCGAUUCUUUGAGAAGAGCACCGGAAUCUUUGAAGCGUAGAGAUUACGUCGACCUUCAUUUACAAGGAGACACGGUCUUUGAAGAAGUUUAUCAAUGUGAACAUGUCUUCAAAAGUGGAUCCCCGCUAACAAAUGAGAACUAUCGAUUGGAGCAGCUCGGUAUAAUUAUUGGAGUUAUUGCAUCGGAUGCAAAAUGA
This is a messenger RNA of Erythranthe guttata (spotted monkey flower), 459 nucleotides long. RefSeq names its product pectinesterase inhibitor. Gene Ontology annotation, molecular function: pectinesterase inhibitor activity. Gene Ontology annotation, biological process: negative regulation of catalytic activity. NCBI's taxonomy places the organism in Eukaryota, Viridiplantae, Streptophyta, Magnoliopsida, Lamiales, Phrymaceae. The record is from RefSeq and is a predicted model, not a curated record.